Molecule: messenger RNA, 3703 nt
Organism: Phacochoerus africanus (Common warthog)
Lineage: Eukaryota; Metazoa; Chordata; Mammalia; Artiodactyla; Suidae
Gene: MYO1B
Product: myosin IB
Exons: 32
Coding region: 141-3557 (1138 amino acids)
Biological process (GO): actin filament organization; vesicle transport along actin filament
Cellular component (GO): vesicle; plasma membrane; actin cytoskeleton
Molecular function (GO): actin filament binding; ATP binding; microfilament motor activity
Source: RefSeq, a predicted model, not a curated record
CGGGGUAGCGUCCGCCAGCAGUGUUGUCCAGCGAGCAGCGGUGCGGAGCCCCUCAGCCUCGCGGAGAGCCGGCGUCCCAAAGCGUCGCCGGAGUGGGAGGACGACGAGGAGGCGGAGUGGCGCCUGGAGAGCAAGACACCAUGGCCAAAAUGGAGGUGAAGACGUCACUUCUGGACAAUAUGAUUGGAGUUGGAGAUAUGGUUCUUUUAGAACCUCUCAAUGAGGAAACUGUCAUCAACAACCUCAAGAAGCGCUUUGACCAUAGCGAGAUAUAUACAUACAUUGGAAGUGUGGUUAUAUCUGUUAACCCAUACCGGUCCUUGCCCAUUUAUUCACCAGAGAAAGUGGAAGAUUACAGGAACAGAAAUUUUUAUGAACUGAGCCCUCACAUCUUUGCCCUGUCAGAUGAAGCAUACAGAUCCCUAAGAGAUCAAGAUAAAGACCAGUGUAUUCUGAUUACUGGGGAAAGUGGAGCAGGAAAAACAGAGGCCAGCAAGCUUGUUAUGUCCUAUGUAGCGGCUGUUUGCGGAAAGGGAGCAGAAGUGAAUCAAGUCAAAGAACAGCUUUUACAGUCCAACCCUGUCCUGGAAGCUUUUGGAAACGCCAAGACUGUAAGGAAUGACAACUCUUCUAGAUUUGGCAAAUAUAUGGAUAUUGAAUUCGAUUUUAAAGGCGAUCCGCUGGGAGGAGUGAUAAGUAACUAUCUUUUAGAGAAAUCUCGAGUCGUUAAGCAGCCAAGAGGUGAAAGAAACUUCCACGUGUUCUAUCAGCUACUUUCUGGUGGCUCUGAAGAGCUCCUCAAUAAGCUUAAACUUGAGCGAGAUUUCAGCAGAUACAACUACCUGAGUCUGGACUCAGCCAAAGUGAAUGGAGUGGACGAUGCAGCAAAUUUCAGAACCGUUAGGAAUGCCAUGCAGAUUGUGGGUUUCAUGGAUCAUGAAGCUGAGUCUGUCUUGGAGGUGGUGGCGGCAGUGUUGAAGCUGGGGAACAUUGAGUUCAAGCCUGAAUCUCGAGUGAAUGGUUUAGAUGAAAGCAAGAUCAAAGAUAAAAAUGAGUUAAAAGAAAUUUGCGAGCUGACUGGCAUUGAUCAGUCAGUUCUAGAACGAGCCUUCAGUUUCCGAACAGUUGAGGCCAAGCAAGAGAAAGUUUCAACUACACUGAACGUGGCUCAGGCUUAUUAUGCCCGUGAUGCUCUGGCCAAAAACCUCUACAGCAGGUUGUUUUCAUGGUUGGUAAAUCGAAUCAAUGAAAGCAUUAAGGCACAAACAAAAGUGAGAAAGAAGGUCAUGGGUGUUUUGGACAUUUAUGGCUUCGAAAUUUUUGAGAAUGCAGACAACAGCUUUGAGCAGUUCAUUAUUAAUUAUUGUAAUGAAAAGCUGCAACAAAUCUUCAUUGAACUGACUGUUAAAGAAGAGCAGGAGGAGUAUAUACGGGAGGGCAUAGAAUGGACUCACAUUGAGUACUUCAAUAAUGCUAUCAUAUGUGACCUGAUAGAAAAUAACACAAAUGGAAUCCUGGCCAUGCUGGAUGAGGAGUGCCUAAGGCCCGGCACCGUCACCGACGAGACCUUCUUGGAAAAGCUGAACCAAGUGUGCGCCACCCACCAGCACUUUGAGAGCAGGAUGAGCAAGUGCUCCCGGUUCCUCAAUGACACGUCCCUGCCUCACAGCUGCUUCAGAAUCCAGCAUUAUGCUGGCAAGGUACUGUACCAGGUGGAAGGAUUUGUGGAUAAGAACAAUGACCUUCUCUACCGAGACCUGUCCCAAGCCAUGUGGAAGGCCAGCCACGCCCUCAUCAAGUCUUUGUUCCCUGAGGGGAACCCUGCCAAGAUCAACCUGAAAAGGCCUCCUACAGCUGGCUCCCAGUUCAAGGCAUCUGUGGCCACUCUGAUGAAAAACCUCCAGACCAAGAAUCCAAACUACAUUAGGUGUAUCAAACCGAAUGAUAAAAAAGCCGCACACAUCUUCAACGAGGGUCUGGUGUGUCAUCAGAUCAGGUACCUGGGUCUUUUGGAGAAUGUCCGCGUGAGGAGGGCGGGCUAUGCCUUCAGGCAGGCCUACGAACCUUGCCUGGAAAGAUACAAAAUGCUUUGUAAACAAACAUGGCCUCAUUGGAAAGGACCAGCAAGAGCUGGUGUGGAGGUUUUGUUUAAUGAAUUGGAGAUUCCUGUGGAAGAAUACUCCUUUGGUAGAUCAAAGAUAUUCAUUCGAAACCCAAGAACAUUAUUCAAGUUGGAAGACCUGAGGAAGCAGCGUCUUGAGGACCUGGCCACCCUCAUUCAGAAGAUUUAUCGGGGGUGGAAAUGUCGCACACACUUCCUCCUGAUGAGAAAAAGCCAAAUCGUGAUCGCCGCCUGGUACAGGAGAUAUGCGCAACAAAAGAGGUAUCAACAGAUAAAGAGCUCAGCCUUGGUAAUUCAGUCUUAUAUCCGGGGUUGGAAGGCCCGAAAAAUCCUGCAGGAACUGAAGCAUCAAAAGCGCUGUCAGGAAGCAGCCACCACCAUUGCAGCUUAUUGGCAUGGUACCCAGGCGCGAAGGGAACUGAGCCGGCUGAAGGCGGAGGCUAGGAAUAAACAUGCUAUUGCAGUUAUUUGGGCUUACUGGCUUGGAUCUAAGGCUCGAAGGGAGUUGAAACGCUUGAAGGAAGAGGCUAGGCGUAAGCAUGCAGUUGCUGUCAUUUGGGCUUACUGGCUUGGACUGAAGGUGCGCAGGGAGUACAGGAAAUUCUUCAGAGCCAAUGCUGGAAAGAAAAUUUAUGAAUUUACGCUUCAGAGAAUUAUGCAAAAAUACUUCUUGGAAAUGAAAAAUAAGGUGCCUUCCCUAUCUCCUAUAGACAAGAAUUGGCCAUCAAGACCUUACCUAUUCUUGGAUUCUACUCACAAGGAGCUAAAAAGGAUUUUCCACUUGUGGAGGUGUAAAAAAUACAGGGACCAGUUCACAGACCAACAGAAACUUAUUUACGAAGAGAAACUAGAAGCCAGUGAACUCUUCAAAGACAAGAAGGCUCUAUACCCAUCUAGUGUUGGGCAACCAUUCCAAGGGCCUUACCUGGAAAUCAACAAGAAUCCCAAGUAUAAGAAACUCAAGGAUGCCAUUGAAGAAAAGAUUAUCAUUGCUGAAGUUGUGAACAAAAUUAACCGUGCUAAUGGGAAGAGUACAAACCGGAUUUUCCUCUUGACAAAUAAUAAUCUUCUUCUUGCUGAUCAAAAGUCUGGGCAGAUCAAGUCAGAGGUUCCCCUGGUGGAUGUAACCAAAGUAUCAAUGAGCUCGCAAAAUGAUGGCUUCUUUGCCAUCCACCUCAAAGAGGGCUCUGAAGCAGCAAGUAAAGGAGACUUUCUCUUCAGCAGUGAUCACCUGAUUGAAAUGGCCACCAAGCUCUACCGGACGACUCUCAGCCAAACCAAACAGAAGCUCAAUAUUGAAAUUUCCGAUGAGUUCCUGGUGCAGUUCAGACAGGACAAAGUAUGUGUGAAGUUUAUUCAGGGCAACCAGAAAAACGGGAGUGUCCCAACGUGCAAGCGAAAAAACAACCGUCUCCUUGAAGUUGCUGUUCCUUAACUGGCGCCUCUUCUCUGCUUCCAUGGACUUGUUUCUUUGUAAUAGUGCAAUUCGGUUUUGUUUUGUUGGGGGUUCAUUGUAUGUUGGGGAAUUGCCAAAGGCCAAUACUGUUAGAGUCCCUUGGCAAAAUAAAAAGAUUUGACUAA